AAGCAACGCUUGUACCACGAGAAUCAUGGAUCUGAUGGAUACCAGGAGGAGAGAAGAGCGAGGAAGCCAUACCCAUGCAACGGGAGAUCAGUAGAAGACAUCCGGAGUGGGCGGCAUGCAAGGGCUUCCACUGUUCCCUCUGACCUUUCCUAUAAAACCUCAGGAGCAGCACAGGAAUAUUAUGACCUACCACCUCAGCAUUAUCCUUCCAAGGAGACCUUCUCGAUGAAGUGCUCAAAGGUAUGCACAAUAAGAGGCAUCUUGAAGUUCGUGGAAAUCACCGUUAACCUGCUGGUGCUGAUCUGCGUGGGUGCCGCGCAAGCCUCCGUCGCGGGCUUCACCUCCUUCGGGGGCCUGGGCUCCUUCAACCUGAACUCGGCCUACAGCCCCUUUGAGGGCACUGAGCUGCGCGAGGUCAGGGAGCUGGACAUGCAGUUCACGCAGAUGAGAGCCCCGUGCGUGUACGGCGGCGUGGCCUUCAGCUUAGCCGCGGGCUCCCUCACGCUCCUCUUCCUCGUCGCGGGGGCAAAGCCCGUGGAGCGCCUCACGGUGCGGCUGCUCGCCGCCGAGUGCGCCUUCAACGUGCUGGCAGGCGCCAGCUACGCGGCGGCCGUCGGCCUCUACCUGCACUUCGUGUCGCAGGUGAACGCCACAGAGGUGUGCCAGCGGCGCGAGCGGCUGUACGCGCGCCGGGGCUACACGUCCAUGCGCUGCGCCGUGCAGGGCGGCGACGCCGCCGUCGCCCUCUUCGGCGUGGCUGCCGCCUGCCUCUACUGCGCCAGCCUGGUGGCGAGCGCGCGCGCCCUGCGAGUCGUCCGCGCCCGCCGCCACCGCCCCCCGAGCGGCCUCGGGGAGCGCCCCGCGGGCCGCAGGAGCCCCGAGGGGCGCCCCGGCGCCCACGCUAUUGCCACCCUGGUGUAA
Nothoprocta perdicaria is the source of this 921-nucleotide messenger RNA. RefSeq names its product MARVEL domain-containing protein 3-like. NCBI's taxonomy places the organism in Eukaryota, Metazoa, Chordata, Aves, Tinamiformes, Tinamidae. The record is from RefSeq and is a predicted model, not a curated record. Bases 226 to 921 code for a protein of 231 amino acids. Gene Ontology annotation, cellular component: membrane. The transcript is spliced from 3 exons.